AUUUAUCGCCGACACCUCAAAACCCAUUCCCCCACCUCAGCGCCCCGUCGUAGCCGCGACAGAAGCCCAGAACCCCCUCGCUCUUACAAUCCCAGCUCCUCAAUAGCGCGACGAGCUGUAGGCGAUUCGAGAAUAUACGUCCCCUCGAAAACUAGACGCAGAUAACGUCGAUCUUUCUCUUUACAUCCCAGACGAAAAGAGAGAUAAGAAAGUCCCUCCAAAACCGCAAAUAUGACCGACUCAACCUCAACCCCCGACCUCUCCCAAACCCCCUUCGUCAAACAACUCGCCUCUCCCGACCGCCAAACCCGCACCAACGCCCUCGACUCCCUGCGCACCUACCUCUCCGGCCGGCGCUCCCUCCCCCAAGACGCCCUCCUCAAGCUGCACACCGCGCUCUUCUACACAAUGUGGCUCACCGACCGUCCGCUCCCGCAGCAAUCCCUCGCCGCCUCCCUCGCCGCGCUCCCAGCAAUCACGCACACGAGUAACCGCACCGCGUUCACGGCUGCGUUCUGGACUACUAUGGCGCGGGAGUGGACGCGCAUCGAUGUGUUGAGGAUGGAGAAGUUUCUGCUGCUGACGCGUCGGUAUGUUGGGGCUGCGUUUGCGCAGUGCGCGGAUAAGGGGUGGACAGCUGAGGUGGUGGAGGAGCAGAUGAGGGUGCUUAGGGAGGGACCGUUGGAGCCGGAGGCGAGGGGCGUGCCGAAUGGGAUGAGGUACCAUGUUAUUGAUGUUUGGGUGGAUGAGUUGGAGCGGGCGGGGGGGUUGGGGGAGAAGAGGAAGGGGGUUGAGCUCGAGGUGCUGCUGGAGCCGCUGAAGGUGUUGGGGACGGAGAGCCCGACAAAGAGUGUGAGGAAGAAGUGUAAGGAGGCGCUUGCUGAUGAGAGGUUGCCGGGGAAUGAGAAGGAGGAUGUGGUUAUGGAGGAGGAUGAGGGAUGGGGGGGUUUUGCGGAGUGAAGGAAGAAAAAAAGUGAUGUGCGUGCUUGAGCAGAUGAUUAUUGGAGGAUGGAAUAGGCUGUGGAGUGCAUGGGAGGGACAGCGGCGUCUGGUGUUGGCAAGAGGUGACGAUUAAUGCAUUCUGUACAAUCUACACAAGUCUAUUAUACAAGCGUCCUCGACUAUGGCAACUCCUGGGUAUAUCAUGCCAUGACGCGACGCGAC
Molecule: messenger RNA, 1164 nt
Organism: Pseudogymnoascus verrucosus
Lineage: Eukaryota; Fungi; Ascomycota; Leotiomycetes; Thelebolales; Thelebolaceae
Exons: 2
Coding region: 232-960 (242 amino acids)
Biological process (GO): rRNA processing
Cellular component (GO): preribosome, large subunit precursor; nucleus; preribosome, small subunit precursor
Source: RefSeq, a predicted model, not a curated record